Naumovozyma castellii is the source of this 1590-nucleotide messenger RNA. RefSeq lists its product as uncharacterized. NCBI's taxonomy places the organism in Eukaryota, Fungi, Ascomycota, Saccharomycetes, Saccharomycetales, Saccharomycetaceae. The record is from RefSeq and is a predicted model, not a curated record. The transcript has a single exon. Bases 1 to 1590 code for a protein of 529 amino acids.
AUGCAGUUCUCUCAGAAAUGGAGACUAAUAAGCUGCUUUUUAGGUGGGAACGUCGUGGCUCUUGGUGCAGGGACUCCGUAUCUCUAUUCAUUCUUUGCACCACAACUAAUGGCUAAAUGUCAAAUACCAAUCUCCCAGGCGAGUAACCUCGCUCUAGCAUUGAACAUCGGUAGUUCUUUGUUAGGAUUGCCGGCAGGGAUGAUUGCUGAUAAGAGUCCCAGAUUAUCUUGUUUCGCUGGUGCCGUUUGCACAUUUACCGCCUAUUUGAUUCUCUGUGUAUGCUACCAUAGUGAGAUAAGUAAUGUGCUGUUAGUGGAAUUGGCCCUUGGAUUGAUUGGGUUUGGGUCCGUUCUGGGUUAUUACGCAUCGGUAAAGUGUUGUACUGUGAACUUCCCCAAUUAUAAAGGUGUUGCAGGCGCCUUCCCUGUCUCGUUAUAUGGAUUAUCUGGAAUGUUUUUUGCUCUAGUUUGUAAUAAGCUGUUUGGUGACAAUAUUGAAACUGUAUUCAAGUUUUUGAUGUGGUGUUGUUCAAGUAUGAUUUUGCUUGGUGCCAUGACAUUGGAGGUAUUUGAAUUGCAUGAAUAUAAAACCAUAGACGAACCUCCUAUUGAUAUUGAAAACGGAUUGCAGCCACCUGUACAUAUCGAUAAAUUGACCGAUUCAGGCAUGAUUGCAAAUACAGAUGCUACGGUAGGGCAUUCGGAGGAGGCUAUUAUGUCGCCGAGACCAAGAUCAAGUUACACUGGAACACCAAAGGAAACAUUGUCCGUAGAACCUAAAAUUGCAUUUGAAGAACAUAAGUUGGAAACAUCAGCAAGCGAAAAACCGUUGUUGAGAACGAUUCUACAACCCAAAUUCAUCACUUACUAUAUUAUAUUUGCCAUGUUGCAAGGGAUAGGUAAAAUGUACAUCUUUUCUGUUGGGUUCAUUGUAGAUACCCAAGUGAAUUCUCCUCCUUUGAAUAAAUUUAAUUUUGAUGCUGAUGGUUUACAAUCCUUACAAGUGUCUUUGAUAUCCAUGUUCUCCUUUGCAGGCCGUAUCUCAGCAGGUCUAAUAUCAGAUCUACUAGUCAAGAAAUUUAAAGCUCAGAGAAUCUGGACUAUUUUGUUGGCUGCAUCUAUCAUGUUAUGUGCAUCAAUUCAUCUAUUGGAAAAAAAAACUAUUCCUGAUGAUAUGCAAGAUAUGAAGGCGUUGAAGGGAAUUUUUACAAUCGUUUCCACAGCAAGUGUCAUGUUUGGGUACGCGUUCGGAAUUCUAUUUGGAUCAUUCCCAUCAAUUAUCUCGGAUUCGUUUGGCUCCAAGGGCUUCAGUACAAUUUGGGGAUUGAUGACCACUGGUGGGUUAAUAACCGUCAAGAUAUUCAUUUCCAUAUUAGGAAACGAAAUGACAAGUAAAACAGUGACUGGUGAAGCUUCAUGUCUGAAGGGUGUAUAUUGUUACACUAAUACUUUUCAUGUGAAUUCCUUAUGUUCGAUAAUUUCUAUUGUGAUGACAUUAAUAUGUAUUGCCAUUCCUUAUUAUAGAAGGAACCGGAAAAUUGGCACCUCCACCAUGGAUGAAUCAUUUAUCAUGGGGGCAAUUCAGGAAUAG